This is a messenger RNA of Coffea eugenioides, 1063 nucleotides long. Its product is annotated as aquaporin TIP4-1. NCBI's taxonomy places the organism in Eukaryota, Viridiplantae, Streptophyta, Magnoliopsida, Gentianales, Rubiaceae. Bases 116 to 859 code for a protein of 247 amino acids. The record is from RefSeq and is a predicted model, not a curated record. Gene Ontology annotation, cellular component: membrane. Gene Ontology annotation, biological process: transmembrane transport; water transport. The transcript is spliced from 3 exons. Gene Ontology annotation, molecular function: water channel activity.
GCAGGUCUUUCGCCACGGGUGUCUACUGGCUAAUACUCACUUCUGACUCACUAGUCAUUAGUCAGGAGCACUGAGCAUUGAGCUUAGGCCACCAUUUUUUUUUGUGACUCAGAUCAUGGCCAAAAUCGCUCUUGGAAACGGCCGGGAGGCAAUCCAGCCUGAUGUCUUCCAAGCUCUUGUUGUUGAGUUCAUUGUCACCUUCCUCUUUGUUUUUGCUGGUGUUGGAUCAGCCAUGACUGCAGAUAAACUGAGUGGGAGUCCGCUGACGGGGCUAUUUUUCGUGGCAUUGGCGCACACUUUGGUGGUGGCUGUGAUGAUCUCGGCUGGCUUCCGCAUUUCCGGUGGCCAUCUCAACCCUGCUGUCACUCUUGGCCUUUGUGUCGGUGGCCAUAUCACCGUUGUCCGAUCAAUCCUUUACUGGAUUGAUCAGUGUUUAGCUUCUGCAGCUGCUUGUGCUUUGCUCAAGUAUCUCACCGGAGGACUUACAACUCCACCACAUACACUUGCUAGUGGGGUAGACUACACGCAAGGCGUGAUAAUGGAGAUUAUUUUGACAUUUUCCCUGCUCUUCACCGUCUAUGCUACAAUUGUGGACCCCAAGAAGGGAAACCUUGAUGGGCUGGGCCCACUUCUUACUGGGCUAGUUGUUGGUGCAAACAUCAUGGUAGGUGGGGCUUUCUCAGGGGCUUCGAUGAACCCUGCGAGGUCAUUCGGUCCGGCUUUGGUGAGUGGAAACUGGACCGAUCACUGGGUUUACUGGGUUGGCCCACUUAUUGGAGGUGGGCUUGCAGGCUUUGUCUAUGAGAAUUUCUUCAUUGUUAGGUCUCAUGUGCCACUUUCAAAUGCUGAAACUUUCUGAUCUUGUGGAAGUUGUUUCUAGUUGAUUCCAAAUCCUGCUCUAUAUGUAAUAUGUUGCCCUUGGACAGACUUGUUCUGUUAGCCUUGAUGAGUUUUGCUUAUCAGGUAUCUGUUAUAAUUUUUUUUAUGUAAUCUAAGUUCAGUGAAUUCUAAAUUUUCUCCUCUCCUUAUUGUACAAAAUAUAUGUAACCUAUGUUUCUUAGUA